This is a messenger RNA of Fomitopsis serialis, 1819 nucleotides long. RefSeq lists its product as uncharacterized. NCBI's taxonomy places the organism in Eukaryota, Fungi, Basidiomycota, Agaricomycetes, Polyporales, Fomitopsidaceae. Gene Ontology annotation, cellular component: nucleus. The record is from RefSeq and is a predicted model, not a curated record. The coding region runs from base 102 to 1646 and encodes 514 amino acids. Gene Ontology annotation, molecular function: mRNA binding. Gene Ontology annotation, biological process: RNA processing. The transcript is spliced from 8 exons.
AUUUCCUGUUCAAUUUCCGUUCCAUUUCCCCCUCCAUUCCCUCUCGCUCCCCCGUUCACUCCCCCGCGUUUCACCCUUCCUGUUCGUGCAACUUGUAAGUUAUGUCUGAAUCUGCAACUGCGACACCCGCUGUGGAGGAAGUGAGGAUGGAGGUAGGGGAUGCGAGCAGCGUGCCAAUUGAGGUCAAACAGACGGAAUCCGGGUCUGUGGCGGUCCCUCCGACGGUCGCGAAGACGGCGGGCGACGCGGGGUCAGACGACAAGCAGGCGACCAACGGGAGCGAUGACGAGGAUAAGUUUCGCGCUGCGCGGCAGAUCGAGUUCUAUUUCGCGGACUCUAACCUCCCCUUCGACAAGUUCAUGUGGACAUUGCACACGGCAAACCCCGAACACUGGGUCCCUCUCUCCACGGUAUCGUCCUUCAAACGCAUGCGUGAAUGGCAGAAGCACGGUCAUGCCUGGAUCGCCGACGCGCUCCGCAUGGCAUCUGAACUCGAGGUCAGUGAGGACGGCACCAAGGUGCGUCGGCGCACGGAGGUGCAGCCGCCCAAGGACCAGUUCGAGAGGAGUAUCUACGCUAAAGGAUUUGGUACGGAUGAGGACGGCGAGACGCAGGAGAAGCUGGAAAGCUUCUUCAACAAGUAUGGGCGGACGAACGCUGUGAGGAUGCGGAGGACGGAGGACAAAACGUUCAAGGGCUCCGUAUUCGUCGAGUUCACCGACUUCAAGUCCGUCGGGAUUUUCCUUAACGCCGACCCUAAGCCAUCAUGGAACGGCGAGGAGCUGAAGACCAUGACAAAAGAGGCCUACUGCGAGAUGAAGAUCAAGGAGAAGGGCCUCACGGGCAAGGCCGCACGGAUGCGCAAGCAGUCGUUCCAGACCGGCAGGGGCUUCAACGCGUUCCGCGAGAUGGAGGAGGCGAAGAAGAACAAGGACAAGAAGGACAAGGGAAAAGGGAAAGAAGAAGAGAAGAAGAAAGAGCCAGAGGUCUUCAUCGAGUUCAUGGGCAGCAAGAUCCGCGUCGAGCAGGGUGAAGAGGGCGGGACCGUCAAGGACGAGGACGUCCCUCUCGUGAAGGGUGCGUCGUUAACUUUCGCGGGGGCGGGCGAGAGCGUGACCUUCGAUGAGAUCAAGAGCCCGCUGAAGGAGCGCUUCCCGCGCGCACCGUACGUCAAGCACACUCGCGGAGAGAGCUCCGGUCUCGUUGGGUUCGAGAAGGCCCUUACAGAGGACGAGAUCGCGUACGUCAAAGAGCACCUCAAGACGCUCGGCGGAAAGGACGUCUCUUGGAGCAUCCCCGAUGAGGAGACGGAGCGUGCCUUUCAGCUUGAGCGCGCACAAGGCUCUGCCCGCCGCGCCGUACAUUACAGCCAGAGCAGCCGGGGCUCCAGCAGAGGCCGAGGCGGUCGAGGGCGUGGCGGCCGUGGUGGACGCGGUGGAGGCCGUGGUGGCGGACGCACACGGAGUGGUCCCAAGGAGAACGGCGCGGGCGCAGGAGCGGCUGCAGCCCCGGGCGAGGAGCAGACCGGUGAGAAACGCAAACGCGCAGUUGAGCCUGAUGGUGGCCCGACCGUCGGUCAACGCGGGCUUGCCGUCCCAGUCAUCCAGAGCGCGAAAAAGGCGAAGACGGACGAGGGGUCGUCAUGAGUAGUCAAAUUGGUUCGCGGCCUGAAGAAGCAUUACUAGGUUCGAUAGCGGUCAAAGCAUUAUUGUAGUUGUAACUUGUAUCGAGCAUUGGGCAUUUGUUUCGCAUGUAUCUGUCGACUUCUCGUGUGUACUCAUGAUUGAUUUACGAUUGCAACGCGUCUUUCUUGAGUGCC